AUGGCUGAAAAAACUAUUACUCAAGUAUCAGAUUUUUUAGAUCCAGAAAUUGAAAGUAUUGAAGAAAAAGUUAUUAAAAAAAAGACUUUACCUGAAUAUAAGAUAGCAUUUAUUGGUGAUCAUAGUAAAAAUGUAUUUCUUCAAAAAUUAAAAGAAACAUGUAUUAAAUAUGAGAAGCAUGUUAAAUAUCAAGAUAUUCAUUAUUUUAACUUUUUAGUAGAUAAUUCAGAAAUUGUUUUAGAAAUAUUUGAACUUGGAACAGAACAUACAGGGGCUCGUGAAAUGGCAAUAAGAAAAGCUGAGGGUAUUAUAUUAUUUUAUACUUCAGUAUUGAUGGAAGGAUACCAUCAAUUAGUUAAUUGUGUUGAUGAUUUUAAAAGAAGAAAAAAAGAUAAAAAAUUUACACCAAUAUAUUUGAUCAGUAAUGAAGAUCCAUCACUAAUAGAUGACAUCAACGAAUCCUCUGAUCAAAUUUCCUCCAUAUCUGAAGGUUACGAAUCUGAAUCACCUACUCAAAGUUACCGGGUAUCAAGACGUAAUUCUAUGGAAAAAAUUAAACAGAUUUCAGAAGAUUUAUUAAUGACAAAAAUAACACCACAACAGGGAGAAAACUUGGCAAAGGCAAUCUCACCUGAUUGUCAUUAUAUUAGUAUAAAUUUUAAAAAUUAUAAUAAUAUUGAUGAGUUUGUCACAGAAAUUGUCAAUAAAAUAAAUAUCUCAGCACCAGAAAAAAUGAAAAUUUGGGAAAAAACUAAAGAAACAAGAAAAGUCUCCACAAGUAAAAUAGAUAAAAAAAUUAAAAGUGAAAAAAGUUCACGUAAUAACAGUGAAAAAAUAAAAAGUAUUCAUAAAAUUAAAGGUAAUAACUCUUCUGCUGUCUGUAACAUUCAAUGA
Molecule: messenger RNA, 894 nt
Organism: Strongyloides ratti
Lineage: Eukaryota; Metazoa; Nematoda; Chromadorea; Rhabditida; Strongyloididae
Product: Small GTPase superfamily and Small GTPase superfamily, Ras type and P-loop containing nucleoside triphosphate hydrolase domain-containing protein
Exons: 3
Coding region: 1-894 (297 amino acids)
Molecular function (GO): GTP binding; GTPase activity
Source: RefSeq, a predicted model, not a curated record